GAUUGUCGUCUGCUAGAACAUUGGAAUAGCUCAGUCAGUAGUGAGUUGGAUGGUCAUCUGCUAGGACAGUGGAAUAGCUCAGUCAGUAGUGAGUUGGAUUGUCGUCUGCUAGGACAGUGGAAUAGCUCAGUCAGUAGUGAGUUGGAUUGUCUGUUUGAUUGUCGUCUGCUAGAACAUUGGAAUAGCUCAGUCAGUAGUGAGUUGGAUUGUCAUCUGCUAGGACAGUGGAAUAGCUCAGUCAGUAGUGAGUUGGAUUGUCGUCUGCUAGGACUGUGGAAUAGCUCAGUCGGUUGUGAGUUGGAUUGUUUUCUGCUAGAACAUUGGAAUAGCUCAGUCAGUAGUGAGUUGGAUUGUCGUCUGCUAGGACAUUGGAAUAGCUCAGUCAGUAGUGAGUUGGAUUGUCGUCUGCUAGGACAUUGGAAUAGCUCAGUAGGUAGCGAGUUGGAAUUCAGUAGUGAGUUGGAUUGUCGUCUGCUAGGACAGUGGAAUAGCUCAGUCAGUAGUGAGUUGGAUUGUCAUCUGCUAGGACAGUGGAAUAGCUCAGUCAGUAGUGAGUUGGAUUGUCGUCUGCUAGGACAGUGGAAUAGCUCAUUCGGUUGUGAGUUGGAUUGUCGUCUGCUAGGACAGUAG
Lottia gigantea (owl limpet) is the source of this 630-nucleotide messenger RNA. RefSeq lists its product as hypothetical. The record is from RefSeq and is a predicted model, not a curated record. NCBI's taxonomy places the organism in Eukaryota, Metazoa, Mollusca, Gastropoda, Lottiidae. The annotation marks the transcript as partial. The transcript has 3 exons.